Drosophila albomicans is the source of this 1347-nucleotide messenger RNA. Its product is annotated as galactose mutarotase. The record is from RefSeq and is a predicted model, not a curated record. Gene Ontology annotation, biological process: beta-D-galactose catabolic process via UDP-galactose, Leloir pathway; glucose metabolic process. Bases 143 to 1273 code for a protein of 376 amino acids. Gene Ontology annotation, molecular function: carbohydrate binding; aldose 1-epimerase activity. The transcript is spliced from 2 exons. Lineage: Eukaryota; Metazoa; Arthropoda; Insecta; Diptera; Drosophilidae.
GCUGGCGCUGCAGCUCGUCAUCAGUUCGUUAGAUGCCGCCAGAGAGGCGUCUAUUGCCCUUUUUGACUUUGCGACUGCGAAUCGCGACCUUAACGACUUUCAAGAGUUUGAGCAGGUGCCCAGAAACAGCAGCAGCGUCAGCAUGUCGGGGAUUACAAUAGAGGAGGAAAUCUUUGGCCUGGCCAAGAAUCCUUAUACCAAAGUUCCUGAAAUGGUGCGUCGCUAUACGAUGACCAAUCAGAACCAAGUGUCCGUCUCGGUUAUCCAACUGGGCGCCAUAAUACAGAGUGUGCGCAUGCCGGACGCCUAUCACAAGAUCGAGGAUGUGUGUCUCGGAUUCGAUGACAUUGCCAGCUAUAUUAAUACAAGAUCAGCUUAUAUUGGCGGCACUUUGGGACGUGUAGCGAAUCGUGUAGCCAAGGGCGAGUAUACGGUGGGUGACAAGGUGCAAAAAGUGACCAAGAACUUUAAGAACACGUAUCAACUGCAUGGCGGCUUCGUUGGCUUCGACAGCGUCAUUUGGGAAUUGGUGAGCAAGACCGAUUUGGGCAUCGUCUUCAGGCAUAUCUCACCCGAUGGCGACGAGGGUUAUCCGGGCAAAGUGACGGCCACUAUAACCUAUUGGCUGGACAAUCAGAAUCGCUUCGGUGUACGCUUCGAGGCGACUACAGAUAAGACGACCUGUGUAAAUAUCUCCAAUCAUGCAUACUAUAAUCUGGCUGGUCAUGGAGCCGGGCCCAAGGCUCUGGCCGAGCACACUGUGGAGAUUUUGUCGAAACACAUCGUGGAAACAGACGAUGCCCAAAUCCCAACGGGAAAUCUGGUCAGUGUCGACGAUACGGUGUUCGAUUUGCGGGUUCCUGUGCUCUUGGGCGAUCGUCUCAAGCAGUUCGAGGACCGCCUGAUCAAGGGCUACGACAAUUGUUUUGUGGUCAACGAGGGCAGCGAGGGUGGCAUCAAUCUGGUGGCCAAGCUGCUGCACAAACCCUCGGGUCGUGCCAUGGAGGUGUACACCAAUCAGCCGGGUCUGCAGUUCUAUACGGCAAACAAUCUGCCCGAUGAGGAGAAUGGCGAUGCUGCCAUGAUUGGCAAGGAGUGCACGCAUUAUCGCAAGCAUGGUUCGUUUUGUGUGGAGACCGAGAAAUUCCCCGAUUCGAUGAAUCAUCCAGAGUUCCCAUCAAUCUUCCUGCAGCCGGGCGAGAAGUAUUUACAUGAGGUCAUCUACAAGUUCAAUGUGGAGGAGUCUUGGCGUUGCUGUUGUGAAAACAAAUAAUGAACAUGCUAUGCUGACUGUUUCUUUAGGUGCCUAAUAAAUGAUACUUUUUGUUCUUUCACUUAAAUAGAUAA